GACGCCCCGCCGCGCCGCGUCGUGGUGACGGGCCAGGGCGUGGUCAGCAGCCUGGGGCACAGCCCCGAAGAAUUCUACAUGAACCUGCUAGCGGGCAGGAGCGGUAUCAGCAUGAUCGAGGGCUGGGACACAGAGGACUUCAGCACGCGGUUUGCGGGGCAGGUGAAGAGCCUGGACUGCGAGGGGUAUGUGCUGAAGAAGUGGGAGAAGAGGAUAGAUGUGACCAUGAAGUACAUGAUCUUUGCGGGGAAGAAAGCGCUGGAGGAUGCGGGGCUGCCUUGGGAGGGCCCCGAGUUGCAGGACCUCAACCGACAGCGCUGCGGCAUCUUGAUAGGCACCGCCAUGGGCGGCAUGCAGACCUUUGCCACCGCGGUGGAGUCGCUGCAGAAGAGCUUCAAGAAGAUGAACCCUUUCUGCAUCCCUUUUGCCAUCCAAAACAUGGGGGGUGCGAUGCUGGCGAUGGACCUUGGGUUCAUGGGCCCCAACUACCCGAUAGCCACCGCCUGCGCCACAGGCAACUAUUGUAUCCUCAGCGCCGCCGACCACAUCCGCCGCGGCGAGGCAGACUUGAUGCUGGCGGGUGGCUCCGAGGCGGUGGUCAUCCCCUCUGCCAUCGGCGGCUUCAUCGCAUGCAAGGCGCUGUCCAAGCGCAAUGAGGACCCCGCGGCGGCCAGCCGGCCAUGGGACCGAGACCGCGACGGCUUCGUGAUGGGGGAGGGCGCAGGCGUUCUGGUGCUUGAGGAGCUGGAGCACGCCAAGGCGCGGGGGGCGCCCAUCCUGGCGGAGUUUGUGGGCGGCGCCUUCACCUGCGACGCGCACCACAUGACGGAGCCAGAGCCCAACGGGCGAGGCGUCAUCUCCUGCAUCGAAAAGGCGCUGGAGCGGUCGGGGGUGGCGCCCGAGGAGGUGGGCUACGUGAAUGCCCACGCCACCUCCACCCCCGCCGGGGACAUGGCCGAGUACCGAGCCAUCACCACCGCCCUGCCCCACAAGCACCUCAAGAUCAACUCCACCAAGUCGAUGAUCGGGCACCUGCUGGGCGCGGCAGGCGCGGUGGAGGCGGUGGCCAGCAUCCAGGCGCUGCGCACGGGCUACCUGCACCCCAACCUGAACCUGGACCACCCCGAGGAGGCGGUGGACCUGGGGGUGGUGGUGGGCAAGGAGAAGCAGGAGUGGGACACGACCCGCGUGGCCCUGUCCAACAGCUUCGGCUUUGGCGGCCACAACAGCUGCAUCCUGUUCCGCAAGUACCAGGGCUGAGGCAGGCCGUGCGAGGGUUUGGGGGUCCAUGCUGCGUGCCAGGCUGGCGUGCCAGGCUGGCGCCGCGUUGGCCCAGGCCCAGACUGCCAGCGCUCGCAUGAGCGGUAGCCGCAGCCCGGCCCGCGGAAGAGCAGCAUCCUUUUGCCGCCGCGGCGGCAGCAGCCGCACGCACGGCUGGGGAUGCCCUGGCGAGAGCCGCGCUCUGCGCAGGCUGGCUGGACCUGCCCGGCCGCGGAACGCCUGCCCCGCUGCGGCGCGCCUUGAGACCCGAUGCCCAUAUUUGCACGCCUGCACACGCUUCUGCUCCCUCCUUUGUUGUUUUUUCCUGCUCACACACGCAUUCAGGCUGCCCCAACCCGCCGCUUGCCCGCACGGUUUUUUCCUGUCCAUUUCUCUCUUUGUGCCAUCUUUCUCCCCUUCCACUCUCCCACAAACUUGCCGAGGCCCUUCGCUCCCGUUGCUCCUGCUUGACCGCAAUUGACCGCAGCUGUGUGCAUUGAGAGAGCAUCAGCACUGUUUCAUACCAGCACGCCGCCAUCGCAACUGAAAAUUGAAGUGUUUGCUGGGGACACAUGUAAACAGCAACAAGGUU
Molecule: messenger RNA, 1852 nt
Organism: Chlorella variabilis
Lineage: Eukaryota; Viridiplantae; Chlorophyta; Trebouxiophyceae; Chlorellales; Chlorellaceae
Exons: 8
Coding region: 79-1260 (393 amino acids)
Biological process (GO): fatty acid biosynthetic process
Molecular function (GO): 3-oxoacyl-[acyl-carrier-protein] synthase activity
Source: RefSeq, a predicted model, not a curated record